This is a messenger RNA of Melampsora larici-populina 98AG31, 1257 nucleotides long. RefSeq lists its product as uncharacterized. The transcript is spliced from 4 exons. The coding region runs from base 1 to 1257 and encodes 418 amino acids. The record is from RefSeq and is a predicted model, not a curated record. NCBI's taxonomy places the organism in Eukaryota, Fungi, Basidiomycota, Pucciniomycetes, Pucciniales, Melampsoraceae.
AUGUUUAUCUCUAUUUGGUGUCACUCACCUAUCCUACUUCUCCUCCAGAUAUCCAACCGUUUAUCUCUACUCUCAUCCAAGGAACGCGCCCAAGCACUGGCCGAUAUUCAACAGAUCCUUGAUAAGUAUCAACCCGGUACCUCCCCCCUGCAAGCGGGUCAAAGUAACGCUAACGAAGCCCUGGACGGCAAUGCACGGCAAAACGCUAUCGAUCUUUCAAAGGGCAUCACUUUCCCCACAGUGAGUUCCCUCAUGUUGUGUGAUAGAAGGCCCCAGUUCGAUAUUUCGGUCUACUUAGAUUUGACCUUUCACGUUUUGAAGCAGACGGCCAUGCAGGGUAAUGUGAUCCCUGUCAAGAAGAAAAAGCGAAAGAAAGACAUCGUCAAACUUCCUUCGCCUUUGCCAUCCCUACCUUCAGCUCAACCCCUUUCACCUCAUACUCAUGUUUCGCCUCCACCUCCAGCCUCACAUCACCUUCCCAACUCAUUUAUUCAACCCUCAUCUCUGGAUUCGAAUCAACCUACAACUUGGCCAAUUGCAUCCCCUGCUCCUGACAUUGCAGGCGGCCCACUCGCUCCAACUCAAAUCCAAUCCCCAUUUCCUCACAUUACCACACCACCAUCACUCGGCUUGAAUCCCAUUAGAUCAACAAUUGAACCCAGCUGUGAUGUUCCAAACAUCGAUCAACCACCAACACUAGGCUUGGGUCCGAUUAGACAAACAAUCGAACCCAAGUGUGAUAUCCCAAAGAUCGUUCAACCACCAUCACUCGGCUUGGGGCUGAUUCAACCAACAAUCGAACCCAACUGUGAUAUCCCAAAGAUCGUACAACCACCUUCACUUGGCUUGGGUUCGAUUAGACCAACAAUUGAACCCAACCGUGAUGUUCCCAACUUUGUUGAAUUCCAACAAUUGGUCAAUUAUGAGUCCGACCCAUCGCGUCCAGCUAGUCCUAGUGUAGCUUCUGUUUGUCAGUCUUCUCCAGACCAAACAUCUACACAUGUCGAUAACAACGCGGAUGAAAGCUUUGAUUUAGAUACCUUGCUGCCCCCCCUCACCAGCCCUGCGAAGCAACUUCAAGAAGACUUGGAUACCUUGCUCCCCCCUCUUCCUCUCACAAGCCCUGUGCAACAUGAUCGACACACAACUAGCAUCGUUAAUGGUCCUAACGCCAUCGUCAAUGUAGCACCUGAACUUGUUUCAUCUCAACCUCCAGUAUUGUAUUUCCUUCUACAAAAAUUGAAUAGUACAACAUAG